Cheilinus undulatus (humphead wrasse) is the source of this 4636-nucleotide messenger RNA. It is a transcript of the gene sema3ab, whose product is annotated as sema domain, immunoglobulin domain (Ig), short basic domain, secreted, (semaphorin) 3Ab. Gene Ontology annotation, biological process: motor neuron axon guidance; semaphorin-plexin signaling pathway; neural crest cell migration. The record is from RefSeq and is a predicted model, not a curated record. The coding region runs from base 345 to 2753 and encodes 802 amino acids. The transcript has 18 exons. Gene Ontology annotation, molecular function: semaphorin receptor binding; neuropilin binding; chemorepellent activity. Lineage: Eukaryota; Metazoa; Chordata; Actinopteri; Labriformes; Labridae.
UUGUAGAGACAGCGCUGCAUGCUGGUGGGCAACAAGACAGAAAAGUAUGGCAGGCAUACCCAGACCCUCUCCCUCUUCCUAGCAUUUAUUAUGGAUCUGUCUCCCCUGGAGUUGGACUCUUCAUUUUUGGCUUUUGACCCCUGGAACGGGAGAGGGUUUUUGAUUUUGGCAGGAGACGAGACCUGCUGACAGCCAGUCUGGACUGAGCCACAAGCUUUUAUUUUUAAUCAGCGGAAAGCAGAAACAUUUCUUCUACAAGGACUUCGUCUUCUGCUACAUCUAAGACAGACCUCUCUGGAGGUGGGCAUUUAAGGGACCUUUCUGGCCUGUUUUGCCCCAGGACCAUGAGCGCUCUCUGGGGCAGCGUUUUGCUGCUGUGUGGGGUGGUUCUCCCCAGGGUGGGGGGCUACCAAGUCCAAGAAACCAAGAACAAUGUCCCACGGCUAAAACUCUCCUACAAAGAGAUGCUGGAGUCUAACAACCUUGUGACAUUCGAAGGCCUGGCCAACAGCUCGUCUUACCACACCUUCCUGUUGGAUGAGGAGAAAGGCAGACUGGUUGUAGGAGCCAAAGACCACAUCUUCUCCUUUAACCUCAUCAACAUCAGCAGAGACUACACACAGAUCCCUUGGACGGCUUCUCCCACCAGAAGAGACGAAUGCAAGUGGGCAGGAAAAGAUCUCUCAAGGGAGUGCGCAAAUUUCAUCAAGGUGCUGCAGCCGUUCAACCAGACCCACCUCUACGUGUGUGGGACAGGAGCCUUCCACCCAGUGUGCUCCUACCUGGAAGUGGGCAAGAAAUCAGAGGACAGCGUCUUCAGACUGGAGCCUCAUAUAGAAAACGGCAGAGGGAAGAGUCCUUAUGACCCCAAGCUGCUCACUGCCUCCAUGCUAAUUGAUGGGGAACUGUAUGCUGGGACCUCAGCUGACUUCAUGGGGCGGGAUUUCGCCAUCUUUCGCACUCUUGGUAGGCAUCAUCCAAUCAGAACGGAGCAGCAUGACUCCCGCUGGCUAAAUGAUCCCAGGUUUGUGGGCGUUCAUCAGAUCCCUGAGAGCGACAACCCAGAAGACGACAAAAUCUACCUGUUUUUCAAAGAAAACGCCAUUGAUGGAGAGCAUGCUGGGAAGGCCACACAUGCUCGCAUUGGACAGCUCUGCAAAAACGACCUGGGAGGUCACAGGAGUCUGGUAAAUAAGUGGACCACCUUCCUAAAGGCUCGACUUAUUUGCUCUGUGCCUGGCAGUAAUGGAAUAGACACACACUUUGAUGAACUACAGGAUGUUUUUCUCAUGAGCACAAAGGAUCCAAAGAGCCCAGUCAUCUAUGCAGUAUUUACCACUUCCAGCAACAUCUUCAAAGGUUCAGCUGUGUGCAUGUACAGCAUGACAGACAUCAGGAGAGUAUUCCUGGGCCCUUAUGCUCAUAGAGAUGGGCCAAACUACCAAUGGGUGCCCUUUCAAGGACGUGUUCCCUACCCCCGACCUGGCACAUGCCCAAGUAAAACAUUUGGAGGAUUUGAUACAACCAAGGACCUCCCUGAUGAAGUGGUUACAUUUGCCAGAAGUCACCCUGCCAUGUUCAACCCAGUAUACCCAAUUAACAAUCGGCCAAUCAUAGUCAAGACAGAUGUGGACUACCAGUUCACCCAGAUAGUGGUGGAUAAAGUGGAAGCAGAAGAUGGCUUAUAUGACGUCAUGUUCAUUGGCACAGACAUUGGGACGAUACUGAAAGUUGUAUCCAUCCCCCGGGGCUCCUGGCAUGACCUGGAAGAAGUCCUAUUGGAGGAAAUGACUGUUUUCAGAGAGCCAACAGCUAUCACAGCCAUGGAACUGUCAACCAAACAGCAACAACUCUACCUCGGCUCAGACAUUGGUGUGUCCCAGAUGCCUUUGCAUCGAUGUGAGGUGUAUGGGAAGGCCUGUGCUGAAUGCUGCCUGGCAAGGGACCCUUACUGUGCAUGGGAUGGCACCGAGUGCUCCAGAUACUUUCCCAUGGCUAAGAGGAGAACAAGAAGGCAAGAUAUCAGGAACGGAGACCCACUCACACAAUGCUCAGAUCUGCAGCACCAUGAUGAACUAUUUGGGCAGUCAACUCUUGUGGAUAAAAUGGUGUACGGUGUGGAGAACAGCAGCACUUUCCUUGAGUGCAGUCCCAAAUCCCAGAGAGCUCUGACAUAUUGGCAGUAUCAGCGCUCAGCAGAUGACCGCAAAAUAGAGAUCAAAUCAGAGGAACGUUUAAUCCGCACAGACCAGGGACUCCUGAUCCGCACUCUAAACAAGAAGGAUUCUGGGAUCUAUCUGUGCCAGGCAGUGGAGCACGGCUUCAUGCAGACACUCCUAAAGGUCACCUUAGAGGUCAUAGACACAGAGCGCCUGGAGGAUCUACUACAUCGCGACAAAGAGACCACAGCUGGGGUCCUUACCCAGGACCGUUCCUCACCUCAAGAGUCGCCCAAUCAGAAGCUGUGGUACAGAGACUUCCUGUCUUUGGUCAACCACCCGACUCUGAACAGCGUGGAUGAAUUCUGUGAGCAGGUAUGGAAAAGGGAGAGGAAGCACAGGAAGCAGAAAGCUCACCUGGUGCAGCAGGUACAGAUACAUCAGCAGCAGCAGCAGCAGCAGAAGGUCGUGGUGAACCCUCUACCCCACAUGCAUGCUCCAGGACUGUCUGCCAAGUGGAAGCACCUGCAAGAGAGACAGAAGGGACGCAACCGCAGGACCCAUGAACUGGAGAGGGCCCCUCGCAGUGUCUAACCUAGAAACUUAGACUUUAAACACCCAACCUGAAAGCACACUCAGCUCUCAUCCUGUAGUCCUGACUAACUUUCCCACUUUUCUCCUUCAUACCAAGAUUCGUCCAUGAGGAUCGAAAAGUUGAUCUGGUAAACUAUCCCGAUCAGAUAGUUGAUGCUUUCGUGCGUGGGCAGCCAUGUUUACAGAACACUAGUUCAGAGGACUGCAGGACGCAGGAUGUUGUAUCACGCCAGAACAUCGCAGCAUAUUAUCUCAGCUGGGGACUGAACACUUCAGAGGGAUAGUGUCAACCAGCGCAAGACCUGCACACAUCCACUCAUGUAGACCUGACUGACUCCAUGUUGACAUCACUGUUUAAAUGGCAUUGUCUAAUGGCAUGCUGUUUAGGUGUGAAACUAAGUAGAUGCCUGAAAAUAAUUUAUUUUCUACUACACAGUUAAGAAAAUAUGAGGUAGUGGGAUUCUGUUAAAAACUGUGCAGAGUAAAUGGACUUGUAUCUGGAUAACAAGCACAAAAUAGGUCAAACUCAAGCACAAUGUUGGAUAUUUGGUCUUUUUUUGGAAGUAAAGGUGGUUAAAUCAGUCAAUAUAGGACAGAUAAAUGCCCAAACGCUGCAAGAAACUAGGGACAUUUACUAUUUAUCAGUAAAUAUGAUAAUGUAGCUAAUAUGUGUAAAUAUUGUACUCUAGGACUUCUCCUCAUAUAAAAGGGAAUGGCUUGCAUUUGUCUUGUUGCUUUUUGUUAAUUCCCUAGAUGGAACUUUAAGAAAAAACAUCUUUGGAAAGCAGAUGUAAACAGGGAGAUAUUGUAUAAAUCGUUGUGUCUACGCCCUAGAUAAGCUUCCCAUAAAUUCAGUCAGGUUUUAUUAUUCUGUUUUGUUUAUCUGCUUUAUUUGACUCAUCAGAUUCCUUCCAAUGUCAGCAGUCCUGUCACAUUUUAUGGGUGUCUGCCUCUUGUGUGUCAUAUCUGCUUCCUUCAUGUUCAUUCUGCUUUGUAAACAUGCAUUUUUUUAACUACAUGUGUAUUUAUUGAUAUACAGAUAUGUAAAUUGUGAAAAUAGUCUUCCAUGUUCAGGCUUUUUUUCUUCCCACUUGCUUUUACACAUUUUUGUUUACACCACCUAUCUAGGUAUCAUCACAAAUACUGUAUUAAAACUACUCUUUUAACAUUUUUUUACACUAAGACCACCGUGCAUAACAUAUCAGACACACUGAGCAAUAACCCAGUGUCCAUACUGAAUAUUUUUCUACAUGGAUUGCCUCUUUUCCAUAUUCUUCACAGGCAGCGCAGUGUCAAAACUUCAUUUCACUGCAUGUAACAUAAAAUUUUCUAAUCAUUACAUUUUUUAUCAUAAAAUACAAACACAACCUGGAAUGUAGCUGUGAACAUUAUGUAAAUAUAAAUACUAUGAUGUAUGUUCUACUAGUAUGACACUGUUUACUAGUGCAUGUGAAUACUAUUGUAGUGCUCCUGUUUUUGCCAUAGUGAUGAUAUACUCGUCUGGUGUUUGUCAGCGUUAUUCUGCGGUAUGUGAUAUUAAAGUUGUACAUACUAUUUCUGUUAGGACUAUGAACUGUAUAAAUGAUAAUUCCUAAAGUAGAUAGUCAUUAAAAUUAUUAAAAAAGACCCACACAGGGUCUUAACGUGGGUUUAAAUAUCUACCAACAACGAACAAUGUCAGCUGAACAUUGCAACACAUCAGUAUGUUUGAUCUUCUUCAGUGUGCGUUUGCAAACCAGAAAGUCUUUUAGUGCAGGAAGUGAAACACCAGAGUCAUGGGACUUUCAAUAGAGAUGUGCAUAUGAUUAGAUCAUUAUCAUUAAAGAGGAAAAAGAUGCCUCACUACAUCUAUUUUGGACAUUCAAUAAAAGUGAGGAAAUGAA